AUGGCCGCAAAGAUCAUCGAGGUUAUCUACAGGUAUCAGAACAAGCGUGCGGGCAGCGAAGGUAUUGAGUCGGAUAUUGGUCUGCUCGCUGGUUUGGCGCAGGCAUACAGCCAUGUGAAGGCCAACCAGCCCAUCAAGAUGUGCCUUCCCGCCUUCCCCUUCAAGUCUCCCAACACCAAGGUCAAGGUCCUUGGACGCGUCCCGGACAAGGCCGAGGAGUUUGCUCUGGCCCAUCUCAACGGUCUCUGUGCGGCUAUUAAGGACGUAUACAGCCCUGGAGCGGAGCUUACCAUCAUUUCCGAUGGUAUCGUAUACAAUGACCUCUUGAGCGUCUCAGACUUGGACGUCUGGAGAUACGGAGAGACUCUCCGAAACUUGGCAAAGACAAAGGGCUUUGCCCACAUCCGCUUUUCACGACUUUCGGACCUUGUGCCUACUGAGGUACCUGCAGUUUUGGACGAGGUUUCAUAUGUUGCCAAUGCCACCAACUUCCGCAUUGCGCUCAUCAACAACUUCCGAAGCAAGGAUUGGGAUGUCAACGAAAAGAUCACAUCAGACGAGGAUAUUUGCUUGACAUAUCGUGGCUAUCUCAGAUUCCUUCAGACUGAUCUUGCUGAUACAUAUCCCAUUUCGGAAACCUUCACCAAGUCGAAGUAUAAGAAGGGUAUCGAGAGCAUUGCCAAGCAGAUGCUUAUUCGUGGUCAGGCAUUUGCCCGUGCAGUUCGCGACAAGUUCUCAAACCACGUUCGUUUGUCUAUCCACCCCUCCACUGGACACAACAAGGUUUCCGUCAGCACUCUGCCUACCGACUCUACAUACACCACUCCAUGGCACUGCGCCGUGGCUGUCCGACAAGACGGAACCAUCACCUCGGGUCUUGCUCAGACGUUCUGGGACGAUCCCAGCUGGGAGCUCGUCUACGAGGAUGGCAGACCAUCAUUUUUCCGCGAGAAGAGCGACCUAUAUACCUGGGCCUCUGGCGCCAUCACCGUCACUCCCAACUAUCCCUGUGGUGUUGUCAUUCAGCCCGCUGAGGGGCCCAACAAGCUCUCAAUGCAAGACAUUGAUGCUCAGAAGGUCCGCGCACUUUCGGAGAUCAACUCCCCGGUCAUUCUGCGCGGUUUCUCCGGCACUAAGAACCGCGAGAAGUACAUUGAGAAGGCCUCGGAGUUUGGAACCCCGCUUCCGUGGAAGUUUGGCAUUCUGCUCGAGGUCAAGGACCGCGGCGCAGACACUCGUGGUCUGAACAACGUUCUGUCCGCCGAAUGGAUGCCCUUCCACUUUGACGGCCUGUUCAAGACGCUGGACCACACUAGAGAGGAUGGAACCGUAUACAAGCUUCCCAACCCACCACGAUUCCAAUUGUUCACUGCUGUCACGCCCUCUCCCUCUGACACUGGGUUCACUCUCUUCUCCACAUCCACGUUUGUUUUGAAGAACCUGCCCUCUUCUCUCCCUCUGGAGACCUUGAGGAACCUUACGUGGUCUGUGCGAACCUCUUCAUUCGAGUCGACCAAACUGGACGGCCUGCCUCUGGUCAUUGACCAUCCCGUCACUGGAAAGCCUUGCUUGAGGUAUCACGAGCCCUGGCCCGAAAACAAGACCAGUUUCGAGGCCACCAACAUCACAAUUGAUGGCCAGACACCCGAGGUCUCUGACGCCAUCUGCCGCGAGCUAGACAGCCUUUUGCACGACCGACGUGUCGCAUAUUAUCACGCGUGGCAGAAGGGCGACAUGCUGGUCAGCGACAACAUCCUGGCCAUGCACACUCGCAGCGACUUCCAGGGAGGCGCCGAGAGAGAGUUGUGGAGAAUUCACUUUGAUUAA
Molecule: messenger RNA, 1827 nt
Organism: Trichoderma atroviride IMI 206040
Lineage: Eukaryota; Fungi; Ascomycota; Sordariomycetes; Hypocreales; Hypocreaceae
Molecular function (GO): oxidoreductase activity
Source: RefSeq, a predicted model, not a curated record